AUGUCUAGCACUCCUGGUAACCAGUAAACUAAAAAAAAAAACUCUUUCAUUGAAUAGCUGAGCAUUUAUUCUUAUUUAACAUGACCAUAAUUUAAGUCUUCAGAUUUUUGUAGCUUUAUUUUAAAAUUGUGAAGCUGACUUCCUGUAUCAUCUGCCUGGCUUAACGCAGUGAGCCCGCUUGCUCAAUGCAGACGGUGUGACGUCAGCCAGAGUCGGUCAGCUGGCUCCUCCAUCUGAACAGCAGGGAGAGCCUCUCCCAUAGGGAGACAUCACCAUCAACGCCCGAGCCUGGCCAGCAGCGUCGGCCGCCCGCUGGAAGGGGGAACAAAACAUGGAGGAAACGAUGUCAUAGUGGCGGAUUAGGCAUCGGCGGGGAUCGGGAGCGUUAGAUUAUUUAUUUACCUAUUUAUUAAUUUAUUUAUUUCCCCUGCCAGCAAUGGCCGGGGUCCAUGGCUGCGGCUGCUGAGAGGCAGGUGCAAUAUCAUCGACGAAGGCAUUUCGUUCCUCGGCAUGGGCUCAACGAGGGCCGAUUCACAGGCUGGCCCGCUCCACACCCACUGCUCCCCGGAUCAGAUGCUCUCUGCGGGAGGAGAGCAGUAGCUGGGCCGCAAUACAACGGGCUGGUGGUGGAGGAGGAGGGGGCCCUCUUUACAUCAAAAUAUAAGAACCAGAAAUUUCAAGGUUAUGCGCCGCUACACACAGCAACAGUUCAGUGUCGUUCAGUGAAUCUGUGCUGUUGCAACAUGGCAUAAGUGUUUUCUUUAUUGGAGGAAAGACUGUGAUUGAAUGUCCCCCUCUUUCUGCGCUGAGCGGAUCCAAACCUUGUGACAGUCUCGCCUUACAGGCCCGAAUAACUGUUUGAGCGCAGCCUCAUCAUCUGGACAACAGAAGCCGGUUCCAGCUGCCAAGAUGAUGGAGCUGCAGAUAGACGAGGUGGUCUACCAGGACGACUACGGCUCCGGCUCCGUCAUGUCGGAGCGGGUGUCCGGUUUGGCCAACAGCAUCUACCGGGAGUUCGAGCGGCUGAUCCGCAGCUAUGACGAGGAGGUGGUGAAGGAGCUGAUGCCGCUGGUGGUGAACGUCUUGGAGAACCUGGACGCGGUGCUGACGGAGAACCAGGAGCACGAAGUGGAGCUGGAGCUGCUGAAGGAGGACAACGAGCAGCUCAUCACCCAGUACGAAAGGGAGAAAGCGCUUCGCAAGCAGGCGGAGGAGAAAUUCAUUGAAUUUGAGGAUGCGUUGGAAGCUGAGAAGAAGGACCUGCAGAUACAGGUGGAGUUUCUGGAGCUGCAGGCGAAACAGCAGGAACUCAAGACAAAGAACUAUUCUGACCAGAUCACUCGGUUGGAAGAACGAGAAUCAGACAUGAAGAAAGAGUACAAUGCUCUGCACCAGCGCCACACUGAGAUGAUCCAGACAUACGUCGAGCACAUAGAGCGGUCCAAAAUGCAGCAGGUGGGCAGCAACAGCCAAUCAGAAGGCCCCGGCUGUGGACGAACUCAACGCCACACAUGGAGGAAAAGCAGCAAAGCGGAGCGCCCGCCUUCAUUGAGCCUGUACCCCAGCGGCGAGGGCAUGGUACGUGGGGGUCUCGGGGGGGCUAGGAUGAUGCCCGGGAAAGACAUCUGGCAGGUCAGCGAGCUCGGCCAGUCCACCUUCUGCUCUGCCUAUCAGGAGGAUGGGUCAGAGUCAGACUCAGUGGCGGCCACACCCAGCAGCACAGGGAGCAAGUCCAACACACCCACCUCCUCCGUCCCCUCUGCCACUGUCACACCCAUCAACGAGGGCUUCCUCCCGCAAUCCGAGUUUGAUGGGAUGCGGGCUGGGAACCGCAGGAAAAGUGCCAAGCGGCUCAGCCGGAAUAUGGAGGUGCAGGUUUCCCAGGAAACCAGGAAUGUCAGCAUCGGUAUGGGAAGCAGUGAUGAGUGGUCCGAGUUUCAGGAGAUUUCAACCCCUGACCUGGACAUGUGUGUGGACCACCGUGUGUACGGAGGGGGAAAUAGUCCCUCCCAAGGCAUUGUGAACGAGGCCUUCGGCAUCAACACCGACUCACUCUACCACGAGAUCAAAGACGCCAAGUCGGACAUCAUCGGAGAUGUAGAUGCAGGCGCAGAGCUGCUAGGCGAGUUCUCAGUCCGUGAUGAUUUCUUCGGGAUGGGUAAGGAGGUGGAGAACCUGCUGACAGAGAACAAACAGCUCCUAGAGACCAAAAAUGCUCUCAACAUAGUGAAAAAUGACCUUAUUGCCAAAGUGGACGAGCUGUCGGGGGAGCAGGAGGUAUUGAGGGAGGAGCUGGAGGCUGUGAGGCAGUCCAAGAACAAGGUGGAUGCCCGAGUCAAGGAGCUGGAGGAAGAACUCAAGAGGUUAAGAGCAGAGGCUCUUGGUGCAUCUCGGGACUCCAAGGAUGAAGGAAGUGAUGAUUUUUCAUCACCCAUGCAGGACGGGGACAUGACGAUGACGCAGCGGCGGCGGUUCACCCGGGUAGAGAUGGCCCGCGUGCUGAUGGAGAGGAAUCAGUACAAGGAGAGACUGAUGGAGCUGCAGGAGGCCGUACGGUGGACAGAAAUGAUCAGGGCGUCUCGGGAGAGUCCUCAAAUCCAAGAGAAAAAGAAGUCCACCAUCUGGCAGUUCUUUGCACGUCUCUUCAGCUCAUCAUCCAGUCCUCCCCCUGUCAAGCGGCCGUACUACAGCGUCAACAUCCACUACAAGUCACCCUCGCCGGCUGGUUUCUCUCAGCGACGCAGCCACACCAUGUGUCAGAUCUCCACCUCCAACCGCACGCUGGAGUUCUUCCCUGAAGAACUGGCCAGUAACGGUGUUGCGUCUCUCCUCAGUGACUCGGCACUGUUGGCCCGCCGAGAGCAGCGGCGUGAACAGUACCGGCAGGUCCGCGAGCACAUGCGCCGCGAUGAUGGCAUCAUGCAGGCCUGUGGCUGGAGUGUGCCAUCUCGCUUCAAACAGACUGGUGGUCAGACGGACAGCGCUCAGGACAGCCCACUGAAGAGACAACAGACCACUAACGAGAAGGAGGACAACCGCAUGAAGAACGUGCCCGUCCCAGUGUACUGUCGUCCUCUGGUAGAGAAGGACCCCAACAGGAAGUUGUGGUGUGCAGCUGGGGUGGACCUGACAGGAUGGAAGGCCAGCAGCCUGGAGUCGGUACCAACCAAAGCAAUGCCAGGCAGCAGCGACCCCCUGCACGCUGAGGAGAAUGGAGCUGGGAAGAAGAGCAGCCACAACUCCCCAGAGAAGAGGAAGUCGAAGGAGCUCCAGGAAACGGACACCAUGAGCAGUCGAGUGUGGAUCCUUACCAGCACCCACUCUGCCAGCAAGGUGGUCAUCAUCGACGCCAACCAGCCGGGCUCACUGGUUGACCAGUUCAACGUCUGCAACGCCCACGUACUCUGCAUCUCCAGUGUGCCAGCUGCCAGUGAGAGCGACUAUCCAGCCGGAGAGAUCGUGUUAGAUCCCGGUGAUGGUGGAGCAGGGGGCGGGGGCGAGGACACUGGCAGCGUGGAGGGCAUGCUGGCUGGUAUCACUCUUGUCGGUUGUGCCACCAACUGCAGCGUUGCCCGUAGCAACUGCUCCUCACGCACUGACACGCCCAUAAUGGACAAAGGACAAGCCCCCACAGCUCCACCCAUGAAUGGGAAGAUUCACCCUGCCCAGUCGGCCGAGGAGGCCACAGAGGCCACUGAGGUUACUGAGUCAACAGCCAGCCAGGCAGGGCUGAGAUCUGGACCUCCAGGACCGUUUACUGAGCACGUCUUCACCGACCCUCAGCCUCGUCCAGCAGACGCCUCUGACAGGAGCACAGGUCAAUCCAAAGAGGAAACUUCUCAGCCUCCAGAGUCAGAGGACGGAGGUGAAGAGAGCAAGAACUACACCAGCGUGGCUCCCACUAUGUGGCUUGGGGCCCAGAACGGCUGGCUCUACGUCCACUCUGCAGUUGGAAACUGGAAGAAGUGCCUCCACUCCAUCAAACUCAAAGACUCUGUGCUCAGUCUGGUACAUGUGAAAGGUCGUGUGCUGGUUGCCCUCGCUGACGGGACCCUCGCCAUAUUCCAUAGAUCAGAAGAUGGCCAGUGGGAUUUGUCAAACUACCAUCUAAUGGACCUUGGUCGACCUCAUCACUCCAUCCGCUGCAUGGCUGUGGUCCAUGACAAGGUUUGGUGCGGCUACAAGAACAAGAUCCACGUCAUCCAGCCCAAGAGCAUGCAGAUCGAGAAGUCCUUCGACGCCCAUCCUCGCAGGGAGAGUCAGGUGCGGCAGCUAGCAUGGAUCGGUGAUGGUGUCUGGGUGUCGAUCCGGCUCGACUCGACCUUGCGUCUCUACCAUGCACACACACACCAGCACCUCCAGGAUGUUGAUAUUGAGCCGUAUGUCAGCAAGAUGCUGGGUACUGGCAAGCUGGGCUUCUCUUUUGUGCGAAUCACAGCACUUCUGAUUGGUGGAAAUCGUCUCUGGGUAGGAACUGGAAACGGCGUGAUCAUCUCCAUCCCUUUAACAGAGACGGUGGUCCUUCACCGGGGACAACUCCUUGGUUUGAGGGCCAAUAAGGUGUCUCCUACAUCGUCUGGCGGAGUGAUCCAUGUGUACGGUGACGACGGCUCUGAGAAGAGCACCGGCAGCUUCAUCCCCUACUGCUCCAUGGCACAAGCCCAGCUCUGUUUCCAUGGACACCGCGAUGCUGUCAAGUUCUUCGUCUCCGUACCCGGCAAUGUUCUGGCCACGUUAAACGGCAGUGUGCUGGACAGUCCGUCGGAGGGGCAGGGCUCAACAGCGCCCCAAGAGACGGAGGCCCAGAGUGUUCAAAAUGUAUUGGUGCUUAGCGGAGGAGAGGGCUACAUCGACUUCCGUAUAGGAGAUGGAGAGGAUGAUGAGACAGAGGAAGGAAACAACGGUGGAACUUCGCAGAUAAAACCUGCUUUGUGUAAAGCAGAGCGGAGCCACAUCAUCGUCUGGCAGGUGUCUUACAUACCUGAGUGACACCUGAAUAUGCUUUAACACCCACACCCACUCAUCUCCUUAAAGAAAUCUCCUCCUGCCCCCCGAAAGCUUCCAGCCACCCAAACCUUGUAAUUAUCCCCGGUCAUGUAAAAGUUCCCCCUUGGCUCUAAAACGACCCUCCAAGCCGUGCAUCGUCCCCCUGUAACUAUUAUAUCCCCUCCUGCCCCGUCACCUUGUAACUUAAAUGCCUUGUAAGUACUUCCUCUGAUCUAGUAAUCUGCCUGCCAUCCUGUUUCUGUCCCAUCCAGGGCACUGUAACUAUCUUCAUGAGCCUUGUAACCCAGCCUCAUAACUACCUCCCUCCUCUGUAUCGAUCUUAUAUUCACCCUGUAAGCACACUGUAUCUCCUCCUAUAUUUACCUCAAUUGUCCUGCAUCUGCCCCAGAGUUACUCCUCCUCCUCUCCCUCCACUUAGUUUGUCAUCUGUGAAGCCUCCACCUCAUCUUAAAGCAAAGCCCCAACUUGCAUAAAAAAAAAAACAACAAGAAUGGCAGGUAAAGAAAUGUGAAUGACAUCACUGACUUGCAUUUCCACCAGAAAUAUGUCUGAUUUUCCCAACAGCCAAUCAGCGAUCCAUAACCAUUGUACACCAUAUGUUUAAACAGAGUUAACGGAUGCAGGUGUUUACAGAUCGACGCCGUCUUUGACAGUGUGUGUGAGUGAAAUCCGAUGAGAGCAUACAGAAGUGUUGUUUUGGCUUUAAGAUUGUAGUUGUUGGGAAACGAGUUUGGGUCACAAAGUCGUCAGGUCAAAUUCAGCACAGACGUCUGGGCCUUUUUGGCCAUUACCUUCAAUAUUUCGCAUCCAAUCUGACGUUGGCUCAUUGUCCACCCUGAUUUUAAGUAAAAAACACACCCCAAAAUCAUAAAUAUCUGGUGCAGCUGCCUGGUGUAAAUCAAAGAGUCAUGUUGGAGUCGUGUGAACAGUCAGAGGGGUUUUGCUCAAUGUGUCAAAGGUUCAGUCCGAGACUAAUUUCUCUCAUCUGACUGGCUGUUGAUCAGACGGUUCGUUGUGAAGCAGGUGAACAGUGAUGUGUUGUCAUUAUGUGUACCGGGAUUAUUGUAAAUCUCCAGACACACUGAAGCCCAUCCUCUUUGUUCAGUAUGGAAAUUCAUGCAUUGAUCUCUAUCUGUGUGGAUUAUAUUAAACAUAUUUGUGUGCUGAAAAACGUA
Molecule: messenger RNA, 6182 nt
Organism: Epinephelus moara (kelp grouper)
Lineage: Eukaryota; Metazoa; Chordata; Actinopteri; Perciformes; Serranidae
Gene: mapk8ip3
Product: mitogen-activated protein kinase 8 interacting protein 3
Exons: 34
Coding region: 910-4989 (1359 amino acids)
Biological process (GO): vesicle-mediated transport
Cellular component (GO): cytoplasm
Molecular function (GO): kinesin binding; signaling receptor complex adaptor activity; MAP kinase scaffold activity
Source: RefSeq, a predicted model, not a curated record